Wyeomyia smithii (pitcher-plant mosquito) is the source of this 909-nucleotide messenger RNA. RefSeq lists its product as uncharacterized. Gene Ontology annotation, biological process: DNA integration. Gene Ontology annotation, molecular function: nucleic acid binding. The record is from RefSeq and is a predicted model, not a curated record. NCBI's taxonomy places the organism in Eukaryota, Metazoa, Arthropoda, Insecta, Diptera, Culicidae. The coding region runs from base 1 to 909 and encodes 302 amino acids. The transcript has a single exon.
AUGCUGGAACAAUUCAUGACUGGACUUCCUUCUUCGAGAACCAUCGCGACUCGACCCUCCGCUGUAACAGGGAUCGACUACUGGGGACCAAUUCUGCUUAAGCCCACUCACCGCCGUGCUGCACCAGGAAAGGCCUACGUUGGUGUUUUUGUAUGCUUUUCCACGAAAGCCGUCCAUUUGGAACUAGUUGCUGAUCUCAGCACUCCGAAAUUUAUUCAAGCACUCCGUCGGUUCGUCUCUCGUCGUGGACUUUGUUCCGAUCUGCACAGCGACAACGGUCGCAAUUUUGUUGGAGCGAACAACGAAUUACGGGAUCUAGUCAGCAGUAAAACCCAUCACGAUGCAAUCGCAGCCGAAUGCAACCAACAUGGGAUUCGCUGGCACUUCAACCCACCGAGAGCAUCUCAUUUCGGUGGCCUUUGGGAGGCUGCGAUCAAAUCAGCUCAAAAACACUUUGUCCGUGUCCUCGGAACGCGUACCCUUGCCUACGACGAUAUGACCACGCUACUGUGCCAAAUAGAAUCCUGCCUGAAUUCCCGACCGAUUGCACCACUGAGUGACGAUCCUACCGACUUCGAACCGCUAACUCCAGGUCACUUUUUGACGGGAUCCUGCCUCAAGUGUUCCAGAUUCCGACCUCUCCAAAAUUUCAUCAAACCGACUCCGCCAAUGGCACCUUGUUCAAAAACUGUUCCAGAAUUUGUGGAAAAGAUGGCACUUGGAAUAUCUUUCUACAUUGCAGCCACGUACCAAAUGGUGCAAUCCACCCAUUCAACUACAGACCGGCCAACUGGUGAUCCUUCGCAACAACAACAUCGCACCGAUCCAAUGGCCAAUGGCACGAAUCUUUCAAGUUCAUCCUGGCCCAGACGGCAUCGUUCGAGUUGUGACGGUCCAAACACAAAAUAA